Messenger RNA from Anopheles nili, 1583 nucleotides. RefSeq names its product cytoplasmic dynein 1 light intermediate chain 2 (gene Dlic). NCBI's taxonomy places the organism in Eukaryota, Metazoa, Arthropoda, Insecta, Diptera, Culicidae. Bases 1 to 1551 code for a protein of 516 amino acids. The record is from RefSeq and is a predicted model, not a curated record. Gene Ontology annotation, molecular function: dynein heavy chain binding. The transcript is spliced from 8 exons. Gene Ontology annotation, cellular component: cytoplasmic dynein complex; centrosome. Gene Ontology annotation, biological process: microtubule-based movement; microtubule cytoskeleton organization.
AUGGAAAUUCUAACGCAGUCUCAAGUACACGGCCUGACCACCCCCACGACGGCUGCCCGCAAGAAAGAUGCCGAAGCGAAGGAAAAUCUCUGGUCAUCCAUCCUGAGCGAGGUGCAAACACAGAGCAACACUAAACUCCCGUCGAACAAAUCGGUGCUGGUGCUGGGUGACAAUGCCAGCGGCAAGACUACUCUCAUCGCCAAACUGCAGGGCGUUGAAGAUCCGAAGAAGGGUUCCGGUCUGGAGUAUGCCUACAUCGAUGUACGGGACGAGUAUCGAGAUGAUGUUACGCGCCUGAGCGUGUGGAUUCUGGACGGCGAUCCGGGUCAUAACAAUCUGCUCAAGUACGCCCUAAACGAACCGAAUUUCCCGCACACACUGGUCAUCUUGACCCUAUCUAUGACGACACCGUGGAGCUGGGUAGACCAACUUCAGCACUGGAUGAAGAUACUGGACGAUCAUAUCGCCGGGCUAAGAAUCGAUCCAGAAGAAAAACAACAGUGUCAGGCACGGUUGUCGACCGAAUGGCAGAACUACUGUGAAACGAUUGACGAUCUCGAUCCCGGCUCUCCGAUCAAGCGUACCAAUCGGCUUCCAUCUGUGGACGACGAACUGGAUGCGCUGCCUUUGCCGGAGGGAGUCCUAACCACCAAUCUCGGCCUUGACGUAGUAGUUGUCGUCACAAAGACCGAUUACAUGACGACGCUGGAGAAAGAGCUCGAUUAUAGAGAUGAGCACUUUGACUUCAUGCAGCAGUGGAUUCGUCGGUUUUGCCUGAUGUAUGGUGCCUCGCUCUUCUAUACUAGUGUGAAAGAGGACAAGAACUGCGAUUUGCUGUAUAAAUACCUCACGCACCGAAUCUACGGUUUACCAUUCCGGACACCCGCCCUAGUCGUUGAAAAGGAUGCGGUGCUAAUUCCGGCUGGCUGGGAUAACACAAAAAAGAUUAGCAUAUUGUACGAGAACAUGCAGUCCUGCAAGCCGGACGAUUACUACAACGACAUCAUUGCACAACCACCAUCGAGAAAGACUGUAUCGAACCGAGAAAGCGAGAUUCAGACAGAAGACGAACAGGCUUUCCUUGCCCGCCAACAGCAGCUACUCCAGCAAGGUCAGACACCGGCGAGAGGCGAAUCGCCGUUACGCACGCAACCGGGCAGUAAUGGCAACAAGAGCGCCCAACGUACCCCGGUGGCUGCCGGAGCCCAGGGAUCACCAAAGAAGGUCGACGGAAAGCUAACUCCCGGCACUCAGAGCGGUGAGGGUGUUCUGGCGAACUUCUUCAACUCCCUGCUGCACAAGAAAUCUGUUACACCUGGGUCGGCCGCGGCUGCAGCUGCAGCAGGCGGUGUUGCAGGUACGGGUCCGCUCGGUGCGACCUCCUCACCGUCGUCACUGUCCCCACGAGUCGUGAAUGGGACCAACGUCGGUGAUCUGGUGUCGGUCAGCGAUAAGAUUAGCAUGCGCACGGAUGCCGCCCUCGAACUGGACCGUCUCGCACGGAGCGUCAAGAAGGAUCUCGACUUUUCGGCAGCACAGUCCGACUGUUGAAGCGGUAGAAUGGUGAUAGAGGCACACACUCC